AUGGACAUGUCGACAUGCGGAACGACGAAAGGCUGCCUGUUUGCUCCACCGGAAUGUAAACCCUCAGCAGACUGCGGUAUCGUUUUCACGUAUAAGGUCGAUGGUAAAUAUUUGAACAUAGAAUUAACCGGCAAGGCUCCGUCUCCUAAUGGUUUUGUUGCCGUCGGAUUCUCAAAAGACGACCAGAUGGUCGGUAAUUUUGUUCACGGGUUGGUUGGAAAUACAGGAAUGAAAAUCCUUGAAUAA
This is a messenger RNA of Angiostrongylus costaricensis, 246 nucleotides long. The record is from the annotation of a GenBank genome assembly. Lineage: Eukaryota; Metazoa; Nematoda; Chromadorea; Rhabditida; Metastrongylidae.